CAACCCCAAAUCUCCAUCCCAUAUGAUUCCCAUCGUCUUCUUUUCUCGAUAACUUAAUUCUCAGACGUUCCGGACCAGCCUACGCAUACCUAUGUUUCGAUCCUAACAUGUUUCGAUCAAAACUAGUGCUAUCCUUUUCCCUCUCAAUCAUCUUCCUCCUCUUAACCACAGUCCAAUCCAAGUGUCCCAAGACCUGCGACUUGGCUCUGGGCUCGUACUACGUCUGGCCCGGAACCAACCUCACUUUCAUUUCCACAGCAUCAGCCGACUCCAUCACCGAUAUCCUCGGCUACAACACAUACAUCACCAAUGCGGACAGCAUCGAAGCGGGAACCAGAGUCAACCUCCCCUUCACCUGCGACUGCAUCGACGACGAGUUCCUGGGCCACGUGUUCCCAUACUCGGUUCUGUCCGGGGACACGUACUAUGAGAUCGCGCAGACGUACUACGCGAAUCUAACUACGCCCGCGAUGCUGGAGCAGUUCAACAGCUACCCGGAGUCCAAUGUCCCGGUUAAAGCGGUGUUGAACGUGACGGUGAAUUGUUCGUGCGGGGACGCGGCGGUGUCGAAGGCGUACGGGUUGUUCAUCACUUACCCGCUUCGGGUUGGGGAUAGCUUGGAGUCGAUUGCGGCUGCUGCGAACUUGAGUACGGAUUUGCUGCAGAGCUACAACACGGGUGUAGAUUUUAGCGCGGGGAGUGGUCUGGUUUACAUUCCUGGCAAAGAUAAAAGUGGAAAUUAUCCACCCCUGAAAUCCAGCACAGGAUUGUCAGGUGGAGUCAUAGCUGGAAUAUCUUUAGGAGUAGUGAUGGGAGCACUACUAGUGUUUGUUUGCAUAUAUUGUGGGUUCUGCAGAAAGAAGAAAAUGCUGGACAAGUUAUUGAGUUCAAAAAGAUAUGAAGAUCGACAUCUUCAAGCUGGUAGGGCUCCGGGAAGUACUUCAGAGAAAUCAGACUCCAUUGGGGCUCCUGGUAGUACUUCUUCCCGUGGCUUAGCCAUCAGUGUGGACAAAUCUGUGGAGUUCUCCUAUGAAGAGCUUGCAAAGGCAACUAAUGACUUCAGUAUUGGUCAUAAGAUUGGUCAAGGUGGCUUUGGAGCUGUCUACUUUGCUGAGUUGCGAGGCGAGAAAGCUGCAAUCAAGAAGAUGGAUAUGAUGGCUACAAGGGAAUUCCUUGCUGAACUGAAGGUUUUAACACAUGUUCAUCACCUGAACCUGGUGCGCUUGAUUGGCUAUUGUGUGGAGGGCUCUCUUUUUCUAGUAUAUGAAUACAUCGAGAAUGGCAAUUUAAGCCAACAUUUACAUGGGACAGGAUGGGAUCCCAUCCCUUGGUCUACCAGGGUGCAAAUUGCUCUUGAUUCAGCUAGAGGGCUUGAAUAUAUUCAUGAGCAUACUGUGCCUGUCUAUAUUCAUCGGGACAUCAAAACAGCAAAUAUACUGAUAGACAAAAACUUCCGUGCGAAGGUUGCAGAUUUUGGUUUAACAAAGCUGACUGAAGUUGGGGGUUCGUCACUGCCCACACGUCUUGUGGGUACAUUUGGAUACAUGCCACCAGAAUAUGCUCAAUAUGGUGAUGUUUCUCCUAAAAUAGAUGUAUAUGCAUUUGGGGUUGUCCUCUAUGAACUAAUUUCAGCCAAAGAAGCCAUAGUCAAGGCAGGUGGUUCUAUGCUUGAAUCGAAGGGCCUCGUUGCUUUGUUUGAGGAAGUUCUUAAUCAGCCUGAUCCAAGAGAAGACCUUAGCAAGCUGGUUGACCCUAGGCUUGGAGAUAGCUACCCCAUCGAUUCAGUUCGCAAGCUGGCUCAGCUUGCGAAAGCGUGCACACACGAGAAUCCACUACUACGGCCUAGCAUGCGGUCUGCUGUCGUUGCGCUCAUGACUCUUUCGUCCUCAACGGAAGACUGGGAUGUUGGUUCCUUUUAUGAAAACCAAGCUCUAGUCAGUCUAAUGUCAGGGAGGUAGUGGCUGUCAAGAGAAAGUCCAUUGGAUUGGCUGUAAUACUCAGAUCAAACUGUUGAAAAUUUUCAAAGAUGCAUAAAUUAGUUGUAAAUGUGAAAAGUUUUGUAUGUAGUA
Molecule: messenger RNA, 2069 nt
Organism: Rhododendron vialii
Lineage: Eukaryota; Viridiplantae; Streptophyta; Magnoliopsida; Ericales; Ericaceae
Product: lysM domain receptor-like kinase 3
Exons: 12
Coding region: 108-1958 (616 amino acids)
Biological process (GO): innate immune response; protein phosphorylation
Molecular function (GO): ATP binding; transmembrane receptor protein kinase activity
Source: RefSeq, a predicted model, not a curated record